This is a messenger RNA of Hydatigera taeniaeformis, 555 nucleotides long. The record is from the annotation of a GenBank genome assembly. NCBI's taxonomy places the organism in Eukaryota, Metazoa, Platyhelminthes, Cestoda, Cyclophyllidea, Taeniidae.
AUGACUGUGACAGGUGCUCCUGAGCAGGACAUGGAACCUAACUGUAGCCAACUUCGAGUGCCCCUCAUCUCCAUACCGGAAAAGACCCCUCCUAGUCUGCUCGCUUCACUCCUCUUCUUCGCCAAAAAUCUGCUCCUCUUCAAGGCAAUCACCGAAAAAGGCACUUCUUCGACUCCUGCCAUCCCCCUACUUCUCCCGGAGGCGCAAAGUACAGUCAGUGUAUCACUGCUUAUGCAGAUCUGCUCCCUUGAUGUUGACACACCGCCCGCUCUGGAGGAUGCCAACGAUGGUGGUGGUGGUGGUGGUGGUGGGGGUGGUGAUGGUGUGAGAUUGGAACAGGUUGGGAUCGAGGAAGAAGAGAGGAAGGAAGAUUCCAAAUCAAUUAGGGUCCCUUCCCUACACAGUGACAGCAGUGCCUCAUCAAGGGUAGUGCAGACUUUCCAGACGCUUCCUCGUGUUGCAAUUGGCUUGGAUUUCUCCAACAAUUUCACAGUACCGGAGAAUCGAAGGCAGUUAGUGCUGUCGCCGCUAGUAAUGUUUGUCACCAUUUGUCAA